Messenger RNA from Mytilus californianus (California mussel), 11411 nucleotides. RefSeq names its product dnaJ homolog subfamily C member 16-like. The record is from RefSeq and is a predicted model, not a curated record. The transcript is spliced from 13 exons. The coding region runs from base 69 to 2333 and encodes 754 amino acids. Lineage: Eukaryota; Metazoa; Mollusca; Bivalvia; Mytilida; Mytilidae.
UGUUAAUUACCCCCUAACGCAAUAUUACGACCAGUGUUCUCAGGCCUUCCUGGUGUUGACAGAGAAUCAUGAAGAUAGCAUAUUUAAUUUUAGUCGCUUGCCUCUGUGUUGGUUCUGCCAGUACAGAGAAUCUGUACAAAGUUCUUGGGGUUUCAAAAACAGCAACACAAAAAGAAAUUAAGAAGGCAUAUAAAGAAAUGGCAAGAGAAUGGCAUCCAGAUAAAAAUAGUGAAGCAAAUGCUGCUGAUAGAUUUACCAAAAUCAAUGAAGCUUAUGAGACACUUGGUGAUUCCAACAAAAGAGACCAGUAUGACAGAUUUGGUUACACAGCUGCACGAGAACAAAAAGCUUCACAUGAAUACCAUAAUCCUUUUGGUAACGAUUUCUUCAGGGGCUUCAACUUUAACUUCAAUGGAAAUCAUCAAGGAGAAUCAGUUAUAGAAAAGUUUCAUAUAAAUUUAAGAGCUUAUGAAACAAAGAUUUUACCAGAAAGUGACAGGAAGCCAUGUUUUCUAUAUACUUACACUGAUUUUUGUUUUGAUUGUGCCAGGAUAGAACAUCUAGUGGAAAAACUCAUUAGGGAUCUGGAAGAUGUUGGAAUAUGUGUUGGUACUUUCCAUGCUGGAAGAGCAAGAUCUUUAACUGGAGCACUGAGGAUAGAGAGAGUACCAACACUUCUUAUGCUGAUUAAUGGACAGUUGACCACCUUCAGGGGUAGUGUGAACACAGCUGGUCUGAAUAGCUUUGCUAGAGGGGUAUUUCCUAAAAAUUUGUUUACAAAGAUUAAUGAUGGAAACUUUCAAGAUUUUCUUGAUGGCUGGAACGACAACCAUGUGCGAGCUUUACUUUUUAUUAGAAGAGAGGAAAUAUCUAUGAGAUUCUUAGCGCCAGCCUUCUACCACAAAGAAUUCAUUAAGUUUGGAUAUGUCAAUUUAUGGAUAAAUGACAAUAGUAAUUUGACGAAGAAAUACAACGUGAAUCGAUACAGAGAAACUUUACUAAUGUUUAAUGAAGACACACAGACACCUGUUGCUACUUUGGUUAUGCCACAGUUGACCAGGAGUACAAUGGAAGAGGUAUUGAUAGCCAAUAGAUUUAUCAUCCUGCCACGGCUAUCAUCGCAGAGACGAUUUGAAGAGAUUUGUCCUGAGGAAAUGAAAGCAAAACGAAGGAGACUGUGUGUGGUUUUGGUGACUAAGAAAAGUGAAACUGAUAAUGAAAAAUUUCUGAACAGCUUCAGAAAAUAUGUUCAGUCAUCUUCACUGACACGAAAUGAAAGAGUAAAAUUUGCAUACAUCUAUGAGGAUACACAGAAAAAUGUGAUUCAGAGUUUCUCUAAAGGUGAUACAUCUGAAACUGAUGAUACACAAAGCAAGGUGAUUAUUUUAUGGAGAAUGGAGAAAAAUCAUCUAAGUUACAACUGGCUCUCAAAAGGAUGGAAUAUAGAUAAUAUACAAGAUAGUCGCAAACAUCUGGAAGAACAAGUCAAACAUUUACUUAACUCAGAUCAGUCUUUAGCUUACAGAGUAAUACUUCCUGAAUUUAAUAAUGAACAUGCUUUGCAUUUGAUAAUCAGAAUUUUCUACAAAUUGUGGAGUUGGGGUGAGAAAGUUUACAAUUAUCUUGCAACAUAUGAUGCUAUAACUUACAUUACUGUUAUUAUGUCCUUGUUCCUAAUGUUUGGUAUGGGGUUCUUCUUACAAAAGAUGGCGUCCAUAGAGGAGGAGCAGAUAAGAAAGACUAUACCAAGGAAAAGUAAACCUAGGCCACCAUCAGUAAAUACAAUAACAAAUAGUAUAAACCUGUAUGAACUACGACCUGAGACCUAUGAAGAACUGGUUACCAACUGUGAAACAGGCUUGACAGUAAUAGCAUUGGUAGAUGAAGACACUAAAAAAUUCUUGUUGGAAGAAUUUGGGAAAAUGGUGUAUCCUCUAACGAGGUAUAGCGGACUUACAUUUGGUUUUGUGAACCUGGAUCUGUAUAUGGGUUGGUAUCGACAUCUACUAGAAGAGAGUGUUGACAAAAAGAUUGAUCUUACAAAUAUGAAAAUCAGGAAUUGUAUAGGCACAGUUUUAGCCAUAAACGGUCACAGAAAUUAUUACUAUAUAUACCAUCCAAGACCUGCACGGAAAUGGAUAAGGAAUACUGACAAAGUGUCCAGGGCAGUUGGAUUCGUUGACACAGAUGACUCGGACAGUGACGGGAAUGGAGAAACUCCUGUUGCCAUAGAAAAAUUGUUAAAAGGAUUGACUAAUUGGACGGAUAGAGUCUUUGAUGGAUCUAUUCCAAAAGUCAGAAUUCCAUGUUGGCCUGAAUUGGCAAUCAAGUAGAAAGUUUUUAAUCUUGUCAAAAUUCCAUGUUCCAUGUUGUUUUUUCUUUGAUUUUUAUCUGAAGUCAGAAUUAAUUUCUUUAUGAAUAUUAUUAUUUUUCCAAAAUGAUAUUUAAUGACAAAAGAAAAUGGAAAAACUCCAUGACCAUCAAAAAAUUGUUUAAAGGAUUGGCAGAUUGGACGGAUAGAGUCUUUGAUGGAUCUAUUCCAAAAGUCAGAAUUCCAUGUUGGCCUGAAUUGGCAAUCAAGUAGAAAGUUUUUAAUCUUGUCAAAAUUCCAUGUUCCAUGUUGUUUUUUCUUUGAUUUUUAUCUGAAGUCAGAAUUAAUUUCUUUAUGAAUAUUAUUAUUUUUCCAAAAUGAUAUUUAAUGACAAAAGAAAAUGGAAAAACUCCAUGACCAUCAAAAAAUUGUUAAAAGGAUUGACAGAUUGGACAGAUAGAGUUUUUGAUGGAUCAAUUCCAAAAGUCAGAAUUCCAUGUUGGCCUGAACUGACAAUUAAGUAGAAAGGUUUUAGUCUUGCCCAAAUUCCAUGCUCCAUGUUGUUUAUAUGGUCCCAUAUCUGAAGUCAUGAUAUAUAUAUAGAUAUUAUUAAUAUUCCAAAAUGAUAUUUAAUGACAAAAGAAUGAAUUAAUGAUUGGAAUGGAAAAACUUCAUUACCACCAACAAAAAAUGAAGUCAGAAUUAAUUUUUUUUAUGAAUAUUAUUAUUUUUCCAAAAUGAUAUUUAAUGACUAAAGAAUAUAAUUCAUGAUUUCCGACAUUAGUUGGAAUAGAAAAACUUCUUUACAAUAGGCACAUUUUUAAAAGGAUUGACAGACUUUUGAUGGAUCAAUUCCAAAAGUCAGAAGUUUUUGAUGGAUCAAUUCCAAAAGUCAGAAUUCCAUGUUUGCCUGAACUGGCAAUCAAGUAGAAAGUUUUUUUUUAGUCUUGUCAGAAUUUCAUGUUCCAUGUUCUAUGCUGUCUAUAACGAUCUUUACCUGAAUUCAGAAUUAAUCUGCAUUUUAAUUUUCAUUGGCCACUGAAAUUAAGUUAUGAAUUAUAUUUUCAGCACUUUUUGUGAAUUGAAGAGAUGGCUUAUGACACUAAGUGACAAAAGAAAAUCAUGAAAAGGAAAAUAGAAAAAGAAUAACAUACAUUUUCUACUGAAUAUUUUUGUUUGAUGAAUACAAGAUUUUUUUUUCAGAUAUGUAUAUAUAUAUAUGUAUGUCUGCCUAUGUGUAGUGACAACUGUAAAUUAUACCUUGUCCAUCGGAUUUCUUAUGAUUAAGAAAUACCAGGCUUUAGAAUAUUUAUAAAGUGCCUAGAAAAUCAACCUAACAAUGUUAGAGUAGAUUUGAUUCUUAACUCCCUCCCCGAGAGGGGCUGGAACCUGUACUUUUCACUUCAUACUUCUACGGCAACACCGCCUAGCAUUGCACAGACGCCUUAUUUCCUUCUCUAACUAUAGCUGAUAAAAAAUCAGCUUUCGUUUCAGGAGGUGUUACCUUCUCGUAGGAAUUAAACAAGGACAUCUAGACGCAAUACACAAAGUAUUUAUAAGUGUACAGAAAUGAUCAUCUACUCAUCUCUUCAGUAUAAUUACAGGAUGCUGUUCUUUUUUUAGAAGCAUACAUUCACUGUAAAUUUAUAUAUAUGUAUGUCUGCCUAUGUGUAGUGAUAUAUAUCAUUUACUUUGAUGCUCUUGUAAACUUUGUCAUUUUUACAUAUGAGGGAAGCAUUUUAGAAAGAGGAUAUCCACCAUUUAAUGCAUUCUAUACAUUUCAUAUGCAUUUUCAUAUUAAAAAGUAACACAAAAUACUCUUAAUUUUUUUUUUGUAAUCCUUGUCCUAGGUGUCAUGUUUGUUUAAUCGAACAGCCUAGGCUAGGAGUCAGAUGAGUAUAAACAUGAUAGAUUUUCAUUUUUAUAAGCACAUAUGAUUUCAGUGAGUUUAAAUCUAUCAAAUAUCUUUGCAAUGCCAAAUUCAAAUCAAAUUAAGAUGACAUAUAGUGUCAUUUUGCCUUAAUUACCACUUGUGUUCAUGUGUGUGAUUUGAAAAUAUCACGUAGAAAAGCAUUUGUAGGGGGAAAUUUUCUUAUCUAAAUCAUUUAUGUAUCUGACUCUUAUUGUGUGUCAGUUUGUUUUGUAUGUAUAAUGUCAGAGCAUUAUCAAAACAUGUCAAAAAUGAAAAAUUUCAUGUGACUCAAUCCAGGAAAAUUAAAACAGCAAAUAGUAAGAGGGGACAUUUUCCCUAGUUUCAACAAUGUCGGAAUGGUGGCAAUUUGCUUGGCAUGAAAAUUCUUUAUUAUUGCUACUGUUUUAUAAAGGUUUUUGUAAGUCGUUAUUUUAUUUUGUCAAAAUGAAUUUGUAAGUUUUGAAAAGAUUUUCUGUACAUAUGUAUAAUGUAUAAAAGUACAUGUAUUUAAUUUAUUCUAUGGGAAAGUGCAAUUUCUCAUAAAGAAGAAGGUAUUGUAUUUUUUUCGACGUUCUUUAAAACAGUUUUCUCUUGAAAAUUGGAAUAGAUGAAAACAACUUUACGGAGUUAAACUUUUUAAUGAUUGCAAGCAUAAAAAGAAUAUGAGCCUGAUGUGCUCUAGAAGGUUAUGGGUUUUUUAUAUGUUGAUUUUGCGCGUUUGCUUUACUUGUCAUCAUACUUUUUGGUAAUCAGAUAUACAAGCUUAUAGGAAAUUGUAUGUUCCUUCUUGAUGUUACCAGAUACAAAUUUGCAGGGAAUUGUAUGCCAUCUUUUAAGAUAUUUAAGGAAAAAUCACAAUAAAAAAUGGAAAGAAGUGUUCCACCAUGUUGUUGAAGGCUUUUCACUACCAUUUAGUUGUAUAGACCUCUCGGGAGAAUACUGUAAACCAACUAAUUUUUCGUGAUUGAUUUAUUUUUGUGCAGCUUUCGCUAGGAGAAAAAUAACUCAAAUAUAAAUCGUCGCAAACAGGUAAAUCUUAGAUCUUUCCUAUUGAACUACUUUAAAUAUAUUUGAAAAUGGUGAAAUUAAAUCGCUGUGAAGUGGACUUGAAAGGGCUAAACGUGAAAUAAAGUAUCCGCGAAAAUAAGUUGGUUUACAGUAGACAUGGUAUUGCAUUGUGGGAAAAUAAUUGUUAUUCAUAGGUCUGCUUAGACAAAUGAUCUUUUAGAUAUUGGCAAGACGCACACUGUAAUGAAUGAGGAUUGAUGUUGGAUUUCUAAAUUCAUGUUUUGCUUUAUUUUGAAUGGAUCAAGUUAAUAAAACUUGUCUUUUCAUUUUUCAAGAUUUCUUAAAAGUAAAAAUUAUAUGAUAAAUGCUUAUUGAUUAUUUUGAGAAAAAAUAAUAAACAAAUAGAAUUUAAUGUUUAUAGAAAAAUUACGGCAGUUGUGUUAUAACUGUAGUUGAAAAAAAAUAGAUCUUAAAUCUAUAUCCAGUUUGAAACUAUCAUGUAUAUUAUGUUGAUCUGUGUGUUUUUCUAUAUAGAUGUACAUUAUCUUACCUUAUUUAUUGAUGUGUGUAUAUAUGUGUGUGUGUGUUUGUGUGUUCCAUAAAUGACUCCUUCAAGAUAAAAGUUGGCUUUUUAAAAAUGGUAUGCAGCUACAUUAUUUAAUUCAUGGACCAUCUAUAAACAGAAGUUGUAUUCCUUUUCUCAUAAGUAUAGUCAUUAAACAUGAUUACAUGCACCCCAUUUAUUUACUGUAUGUACACCCUUGUACAGAUCAAACAGCAUUUUGGUCCAGACAUUAUCAAAAUCACAAGGGAAACCAGAAUCUCUACCAACAAUCUAAGGUCACAUUAACUGCACAUAGAUUAGUUUUUGAAGGGAAAUCAAGAAUCUUGUGGCAAAUUUCAAAUUCAUUUUGCCUGGUAUGGUGAGUCUUGUACUUCUUCUAUUAAGGUGUUAAGCAAUCUUAACAACCCAUGGGUGCUGGCCUUGCACCAUCAGUAGGCAGAGUUUAUGGUGAACUACAGUACAUCUUCCAUGGAUCUUUUCAUUACGAUAUGUCCACAGAGUGGCAAACUUAUAAAUGGUACCAUGUAGCAGUUUUUGUGAGUACACAUAUUGUUUCUUUUCUUUUAUCAUAAGAAUUUACCUUUCAAAACUGUGGAAAAAGAAGUUUAGUUUUUGUAUUCAAUUUUUUCACAAAAUCUUAAGAUUGAAUUUGAGGGGUCAAGGAUAAAAUGGUUGGUAGAUGGAUAUGACAAAAUGCAUACAAUAUUUAACUGUGUUAUAGCAUUCACUGUGAAAGUACAUUUAUUUGUGGGUUACCAAUUUUCGUUAAGCUUUAUCCACGAAUUUAAGUGUCCCAUGAAAUAUAACAACUGUUUUCCAAAUCAAGACAUGAAAGAUCCCCAUUUAGGUUUGACUACAUUGAUGCGGGCAUAUAACCUAGAGAAUAAAUCGACUACCAGCAAAUGCACUAUGAAUUAUAUAUACAACUUCAGACUGGAUUUUACUCAUUUAAUCUUUUUAAAAAAGUUUAAACUAUGUGACUUUUAACCUUUUAAUUCUCAUGAAAAAUAAGUUUUGAUUGACAAAAGUCAGACUUCCGGUGUUGAUAUGCGAUUAUGAAGUGUUCAUUUUAUCUCCUCAUAAUUAGAUUUUUGUACUGUGAUAUAUUGGGAUUGCAUUGUAUACAGAAUAUAGCAAGAAGAAACAAAUUUAGAUUCUAUUUGAUAUUAGUGUGAUUGAUAUUGUAAGUAUAUUACAAACAAUUAUUAGGAAGGAAUCAUUUUUAUACUUUUAUAGUAAUGUAGAUGAACAAAUAAAACAGAAAUGUUUUGUUUUGGUCUUUUGAAAACUACUAUGAAUUUAGGUUUAAUAGUUCACAGUCAGGUGUGGAAGUUUUCUGUUAGGAAAUCAUAGUAGCUGUGAAUCAAAGCAAUUUCUGACAGCAUUCUUUGUCAUUUUCAAAUUGUUUGAUUAUCAAACCAGCCUCUUGCCACUUGACUUGUUGUCCAUAUGAUAACAGAUUGGUCUUUAUGUCCUGCAUAAAAAAUUUCACCAAUUUACCAAGUCAAUAUCUGCUGUUUUUUUUUUCUCAUUUGAUAUGUUCAAGUAGAUCAUAACCCAACAGAAGUACAUGUUGGCUUUUACUGAGAACACAAUUAAAUUUUUUCACCAAAUUUUAAAUUUAUUUUCUGGAUUAAAGAAAGACUUGAAAAUGAAUCCUGAUAUCGGAACAGUUGCCUAACUCGCCUUAUUUUUGAUGCAUUAGUGUAAAUCAACCAAAUUUUCUUUAUUGCACAUCCUGGCUAUUGAAUUUUCUUGGGUGUUCGACCCAUGCAGAUUCUGUGGACUAUGUUCUUAUAAAUACACACUGUUCUUUGUUCAUUUUCUAUAGAAUUAAUUUAAGAUUCCAUCAAGUAACUGAAGUACACUUAUAACAUUCCUAACAUUGUUUUGAAAAGGAUUUAUUGACCAAGUGAAUAAGUCUGAUUGAAAGACUUAAGGGCAUAUGAUACAGUUUUCAUCCCACGGUGAACUUUUUACGAAAAUUUGCAUACAAGCUAUUUUUUUUACCUAGAAAAUUCAAAUAUGUAAUAAAAAAUAUACCUUCAUGUGCUACUUUUAGAGAUAGACGGGGUCAAAAUAUUGGACAAUUGCUCAAAAUUUAGGUUUCUUUGAAAUAUCUAUCCUUUGGACAGUCAUACCCAACUUUUUUGUUUCAAAGAUAAACACAAGCGGAUUUCUGUAAAUCAUUUGGAAUAUCUUCUUUACAUAAUUAUGCUCUGAAUUUGUGAACAAUUCUUUGGAUUUAGUAUUUUUUAUUAAAUUUGCAUGAUUUUAGGAAAAAAAACAGGCAUUUUUUGCUGUAUAUUUAUUGAAUUUCAAAAAAAUCCAUCAGUGUUUUGUUCUUAAAAAUUGGUUCAAAUAAUCAAGCCAAAUGUCAUUUUCAAAAAGAGGGGUUCAUGUACUCGUUCUCACGCUAAAGAUUAAAAUCAGUAAAUUGCAUCUUUUCCUGUUAUGUCAUAGUUUGACGUUGCAAAAAAAACAUUUUAUGUUAGGAACAUCAUUACCUCCUCUCUAUCUGUAUUGUAUGCCCUUAACAUGACCUUAAAAAAUAAUUAAGAUCAAAAUGGCCUGUACUGGUGUUAUUUUCACGGUUGACUGUAAUUUGGUCAAGCAAUUAUUGGACUGUUCAAGCAAUUGUAUUUUUGCUUAAAUAAAAGCAUUGAAUUUAUAUCUGAAUUUACUGCAAUUGUAUAAAGUGAUAUUGUUUCAGGAAUGAAAUCCCUCAUGCACAUAUUUUUAUUAUGCACUUGAAGGUUGUGUAACAUGUAUAUUGUUGUUAUGAAUAUAUUUGUUAUUUUGUUGUAAAUGAUGUAUGAAAUUUUAUAUUGUAAAUUUCUUUGAUGAAAACUAUUAAUGAUAACUAGUCAUUUAAGCUCAAUAUGGAAAUAAGAAGACAUUUCUGAUUUAUUAUGUGACAACUGCCAGUAUGAUUAAUUAUUAAGGAUUUUUUAAUUACUAUGAGGUGAUGAUCAUUUGAUAUUCUGGAUUUUUAAACAUGAUAAUUUGACUCAAGUAAUCCCCCUGUGGAUGUUUGAAUAACUUUGUUGCAAAAUUUUGUUUAACUUAAAAUAACAGGUUAUUUAAUUGUUUCGUAAAAAAUAACGUUAAUAGGGGCUCAUUUGUUGUUCUGAAAAUUAGAAAAUUCUAUGUUAAACAAUCAGUAAAACUUUGAUGGAUCAUAACUUUAUUUUAGAAAUAUUCUGCCUUAUUGAUGGAAAAAUUUACUAAAAUAAUGUGAAAAUUGACAAUAGAUUAGGCUGGAUCCGGUACUAAUUAUUAAUAUUGAUAUAUUUUCAUUCAGAAAAUUAUUCAAGCUAGAGGUUUCAUUUAUACUGCAAUGAAUCAAUUAUAUCAAGGUUUUAUUUCUUUUGUAUUAAAUUAUUUUUUAUUGUGUAAAAGAUAGUUUGUUCAGAUUUUCUUACAUUUUUAUUACCUUUUUAGCAUCAUUUUGUAGCUUUACAUAUAUUUAACUUUUCUCGAGCGUGAUUUGCCAAAUUAGAAAAUAAAAAAAUUCAGUAAUCUAUUUAAUCAGAGAUUAAAUUUAAAUGUCUUUAUAGUCUUGAUUGAAUUUUACUACUAUUCUAAAUUUUGUAGAUCAUUUCCUUGUUGAAAACGAAAUUUUUAAUAAAUGCACUUUUUGCAGGUUAAUUUAAUGCAUCUGAUAGAUUUGUCCUUGUCUUUAAACCUAUUGCACAAACAAAAGAUUUGACAAUCUCCCUUGUAGCCAGUGGAAGAUUAUAAAAGGGCAACAAUGAUAGGAUGAUUUGUUAUUUUUAAUCCAGCAGUUAAUUUCACAUAAAGGAUGUUCGCUACUCUGUCUUAAAAUAACAAGCUUUUUAAUAGACUGUUAUGAAUUGAAAGUAUAUGAAUAAAGGAAUGGAAUAAUCAGAAAAAAAUUGAAGGGUCUGUGGGCUUUUUAUCAACAUAUAAGCCAUUGAAAAUUUGGCGGGAAGUGAUUCUCACUAGAUUUUGUCAUACAUUUAACAUUGGCACCUUUUUUCUUUUAAAAACUAUGAAAAAAUAACAAGGAUAUUUCAAAUAUAGCUUUUUGAAUUAUAUAUAAAAAAAUUAUGGAAAGAAAAGUAGGGGUUUGCGGGCAAAAUAUUUAAUGGCACUACACGAAUAAACUGAAUAUCUGGCAAAAAUUCAAAAACAAGGGGAGCGAACAUCCUUAAUUAGUUUAAAUUAUGAUGAAUUCAGGAUUAAAAAUGCAAUUUUCAGUAUGUGUGUAGUUUUUAAUAUAUAUGAAAACUUAUAACUUUACAGAUUUUCUGUUUGGUUGUAAAAUUCUGAUCAGUUUAGUAGCUGAAUAAUUUUUGUUGAGCCUUCGACUUUUGUCGCAGAAAGCUCAACAUAGGGAUAGUGAUCCGGCGGCGGCGUUAGCUAACUUCUUAAAAGCUUUAUAUUUUAGAAGGUGGAAGACCUGGAUGCUUCAUACUUUGUAUAUGAAUGCCUCAUGUUACGAAGUUUCCAUCUGUCACAUGUCCAUUGUCCUUGACCUCAUUUUCAUGGUUCAGUGACUACUUGAAAAAAAAGUGUUUUUUUUUGUAAUGUUAAUUUCUCUCUUAUUAUGAGUAAUAGGAUAACUAUAUUUGGUAUGUGCGUACCUUGCAAGGUCCUCAUGCCCGUCAGACAGUUUUCACUUGACCUCGACCUCGUGACAUGGAUCAGUGAACAAGGUUAUACUGUAUGCAAUAGGUCUACUUUAUUUGGUGUAUGGAAUGAUUGUAAGGUGUACAUGUCUAGCUGGCAGGUGUCUUCUGAUCUUGACCUCAUUUUCAUGGUUCAGUGGUCAAAGUUAAGUUUUUGAGUUUUGGUCUUUUCUUUAAUACUAUUUGCAAUAGGUCAUCUAUAUUUGGUGUAUGGAAAUACUUUAUGAUGUACAUGUCAGUCUUGCAGGAUUUAUUUGACCUUGACCUCAUUUUCACGGUUCAUUGCUCAGUGUUAAGUUUUUGUGUUUUGGUCUGUUUUUCUAAUACUAUAAGCAAUAGGUCAAAUAUAUUUGUUGUAUGGAAGGAUUGCAAGCUGUACAUGUCUGCCUGGCAUUGUUCAACUGACCUUGACCUCAUUUUCAUGGUUCAUUUGUCAAUGUUUAGUUUUCUUGGUUAAGUCUGUAUCUUAGAAACUAUAAACAAUAGGUCAACUAUAUUUAGUGUAUUGAAUGAUUGUAAGGUGUACAUGUAUUUCUUGUUUGGUUUAUAUGACCUUGACCUCAUUUUCUUGGAUCAUGUUAAGUGUAUGUGAUAGUUGUAGUAAAGCUUUAUAUUUAGGACUAUCAACAUAAUAUCAAUGAUUAGUAAAGAAGGCGAGACAUUUCAGCGUGUGCACUCUUGUUACUUUUUCAAAUCAUUUUGUAUUUUGUACAUUUUCCAAAUUGAACAGUAGAUUUUAUACAAACACUUGUUUUAUGAGCACUGUCUUAAAGUUGUAUAAGAUAUAAAUAGACACCUUUAAAAAUAAAAAUACAAAUUUUAUUCAAAUUAGGGAAAAUAGCACUUGUAAUGCACCUUGUUAAAGCUUAGUGAAAAUCCAUCAAUUUAUUAUAUAUGUCAUGAAAGUUAUUAUAAUUGGUGCUUUGGAGGACCAUUAUCUCAAUAAAAACGAAAAGAAAA